AUGAGCAUUCUCCAAUCCGCAAAAGUAGUAUUCCAUCUUGGAAUCUCCUCAUCCGACCCCAAGAAGAAGACCUUCAUCCACCUCUCUCCUUCUCACUGCAAAACAAAAGCGGCAGCAGCCAGGUCAAGAAGAACACCGGAGCGGGAGGACACCUUCGCAUGGAACAGCCUCAUUCAGAGCCAUCUGGCAAACAACGAGUUCCCUCUCGUCGUCUCCGCCUACCUCCAAAUGCUUGAGCACCGCGUUCCCCUCGACACGCGCACUCUGCCGCGCGUCCUCGAUGCCUCCCGCCUCAUGCGCGACUUCCCCCUCGCCAAGCAGCUCCAUGCUCAUUCUCUCAAGCUCGGCUUCUCUUCCCACCACUACGCCGUAACCGCCCUCAUUCACAUCUAUGCCGAUCUCGAUACCCUUCCCAUGGCCCAGAAGCUCUUCGACAACUCCCCUUCCCGCAAUGCCGUCUGCUGGACUCUACUCGCAAGGUUGUAUCUUCACGGCGGGAACCCCACCCUCGCCCUUGCUCUCUUCCAUCAGAUGCUGGCGUUGGAUGAUGGCGUUGCUGUCGACCACGUCGCGGUCGCAACGGCCUGCAGCGCCUGCGGGAUGAUGAGGUCUCUCCCUCAAGCAAGGAUUAUGCACGACGUUGCUAGGAAAUGCGGGUUGGAUUCUGAUGUUUUAGUGUGCAAUUCGCUGUUGAAGAUGUACAGUGAUUGUGAUAGCAUGAGCGAUGCCCGCUUGGUGUUUGAGAAAAUGCCUUGCAAGGAUGUUAUUUCUUGGACAUCAAUGAUUUGUGCUUAUGUCAAGAGAGGAGGAUUCAAUGAGGCUUUCAAGUUGUUCCGGGAGAUGAUCAGGGCUGGUUUCAAACCUGAUUCCCAUUCCAUCUCUGCUUUCCUUCCUGGGUGCGGAAGAAUCGCCUCACUCAAUCAGGGUAGAGAAAUUCAUGGCUACUUGCUUAGAAACGGGAUUCAUUCUAACCUCAGGGUAAACAAUGCACUUAUGGACAUGUAUGUAAAAUCCGGAUGUAUCACUUCUGCUUCCAAUGUUUUUGCUGGAAUUAACAAGAAAGAUACCAUUUCAUGGACCAUAAUGAUAUUGGGAUAUAGCUUACAUGGACAAGGGAAGCUUGGAGUUGAUUUAUUCAGGCAGAUGAAGAACUCAAAGGUGCUGAUAGAUGACAGUGCCUAUGCUGCUGCCCUUCUUGCUUGCAGUACUGCCCGCAUGGUUGAGGAAGGAAGGAUUUACUUCAAUCUUAUUAGGGUCCCCACGGUUGCACACUGUGCUCUGAAGGUGGUUCUGCUUGCGCAGUUUGGACUUUUCAUGGAGGCGAGGACCUUUAUUGAGGAAAGAGGGAUUGAAAAGCAUCCUGAGAUACUAAGGAAACUGCUAGAAGGCUGUAGGAUGAGUGGCCAAUACACUAUGGGGAAGCAAAUUGUCGAGCAGCUUUGUGAAUUGGAACCUCUAAAUGCUGAGAACUACGUCAUGCUUCUCAAUUGGUAUGCAGGCUCUGGAAAAUGGCACAUGGUGCAGAAGAUGAGGGAAACAAUUAGAGACAUGGGUUUGAAACCCAAAAAGGCUUAUACUUGGACAUUGUUCAGGAACAAAGUACAUGUAUUUGGAACUGGGGAUGUAUCUCAUCCAAGAUCAGAGAGAAUAUAUUCAGAAUUACAGGGUUUAAUUGAGAAAAUGAGAGCCAAAGGACUUGAACCAAAUUGGGAUUUCAGACUCCAUGAUGUAGAUGAAGAGAGGGAAUGCAUUCGGAUAGGGCAUAGUGAACUCUUGGCACUUUCUUUUGGGCUCAUCAGCUCUCAUGCUGGACCAGUACGUCUUGCGAAGAAUUCUCGGAUGUGUAAUGGUUGCCACAGUUUUGCAAAGUUUGUAUCGAAGAUGAUUAGAAGAGAAAUCAUCUUCAAGGACCCAAAUUUCUUUCACCAUUUUAAUGAUGGCCUUUGUUCAUGUGGAGACUUUUGGUGA
This is a messenger RNA of Arachis ipaensis, 1968 nucleotides long. The record is from RefSeq and is a predicted model, not a curated record. NCBI's taxonomy places the organism in Eukaryota, Viridiplantae, Streptophyta, Magnoliopsida, Fabales, Fabaceae.